CGAACUUGCGCGGGAACCGGUCCCAUUGAUCGAAAUUGGCGCGAGAAGCACAAACGCAGUGCUAAAAAUGGCCAGAACCCCGCGCGCCACGCCGACGCCGGCCCGCACGCAGCAGCGCACGCAGCAGCGCGCGCCACACGCGCCGCGCCCGCCGCCGAAUGAGUCAGAGGGCUGGCGGCGACUCUCGAAAGACGCGUGGAAGGAGAAAUUCGCGGCGUUCGUGCGACGCCCGCGAGAUGGAAGGAGAGCGCUCCAAGCCGUCGUGAGCGGCGAGGACGCGGCGGGCGACGCGAGGGGCGUCGGCGUGCCCGUGGAUCUGUGCGAGCUCGCUAGAUUUGAUGCCGGCGCGGCACAGGGCUUACUGCGGUGGCCCGAGAAACUCCUCCCGGUCUUCGACGAGGCGCUGAACGACGGCGUCAAGGCGCUCCUCUCGUCGCAGACGGCCUCGCGGCACCCGGACUGGCGCGAGCGCAAGGCCCGAGCGCGGUUACGCCACUGCCCGCCGUUAUCUGCCCACCGCAAGCCCAACGUCUCCGCUCUACGGUGUGGAGACGUCGGGCCUUUAGUGCAAAUCGAAGGGACGGUCGUACGAACGGGCGCCGUCCGAGUCUUGGAAGCACAAAGGUGGUACCGCUGCCUGGACCAGCGGUGCGAGCACGUCUUCCCCGUGAAGCCCGACGCGGCCCAGGGUAACGUGUUUGAAGCGCCCAAAAGAUGCCCCGGCCAGGACGGGUCCUGCGGGAGCCGGCGCUUCGUCGAGGUCGAGCGGGAAAACGCGGACUACCAGGAGUUGCGCGUCCAGGAGCACGUCGAGCGCUUGGGCGUCGGCGCCAUCCCACGGAGUUUGACCGUCGUCGUGACGUACGACUUGGCGGACGCGUCGACGGCCGGCGACGCGGUUGCUGUCACCGGUUAUCUCGAGAGAAGGUGGCAGCCCCACUACAAGGACGUGCGGGUCGACGUGGAUCUUGUACUAAGGGCGUGCGACGUGCGGCCCGUCGCCGCGGCGCACGCGCCGGGCGCCGCACGAGCGACGGAGGAGGACGUCGCCGCGUUCCGGGCCUUAUGGAGAAGGGCGGCGCGGAGCCAGGCGCCCCUGGCCGCGCGCGACGUGUUGAUCGAUUCCGUGUGUCCUCGGAUAUUUGGGCGGCGGACGCUGAAGCUAGCCGUGCUACUGACGGCGGUCGGCGGCGUCGGUUCCGACGAACGCGACCAGGAUGAGGAAGAACACGUGACGCGCACGCGGGGCACGCCCCAUUUGCUGCUGGUGGGCGACCCGGGCACGGGCAAGUCCCAAUUUUUGAGGUUUAUGGCCAAGUUGGCGCCGCGGUCGAUCCUCACGACCGGCUGCGGCACGACGUCGGCGGGCCUCACGUGCAGCGCGGUCAAAGAUAAUGGAGAGUGGACCCUCGAGGCCGGCGCGUUGGUUUUGGCGGAUAAAGGUGUGUGCUGCAUCGACGAGUUCGGCGCGAUCAAGGCCGGCGAUAGGGCCGCGAUCCACGAGGCCAUGGAGCAGCAGACGCUGUCCGUGGCCAAGGCGGGCUUGGUCUGCACGCUCGCGGCGCGCUGCGCGGUCAUGGCCUGCGCGAACCCGAAGGGCGGCGUGUUUGAUAGUCGCGCGGAUCUGUCCGUGAACACGUCGCUGCCCCCGUCGUUGCUGUCGAGGUUCGACGUCAUUCUGGUGGUUGUGGAUGCGCCGGACGCGUCCUGGGACCGAGCUGUGAGCGCUCAAAUUUUAAAUUCGUCCAUACGGCCGGGCUGCGGUUCCUUGGAUCCACUAGAUGAUGGCGACGAGCGACCGGCGAAGCGCAAGCGCGUCGCCCCGCGGCCCAAGGCCUGGUCCCUGGAUCGCCUGCGGCGCUACGUCGCCUACGUCCGGGAGCAGUUCAAGCCGACGCUCGGCGACGACGCCGCGCGCGUCGUGGAGGCCUACUACGCGCGGCAGCGGCGCGGCGCGGCGGCGGCCUCGGGACGGGCGACGAUCCGCAUGCUCGAGAGUCUCGUCCGAUUGGCCCAGGCCCACGCGCGGCUCUGCUGCCGGCCCGAGUGCAACGCGCAGGACGCCGUCGUCGCGUGCCUGCUGGUGGACAAGUCCAUGGCGCAGAACGCGGUCUUCGCGGCGGAGACGGACCCUAUCGCCGAGCUGACGGUGUCGACGGACUCCGACGCCUACUACCUCUACCAGUACGCGCAGGUGUCGGCGGCGUUGGGGUUGGGCGGCGAGUAAGUUGUGUUUGUGUA
This is a messenger RNA of Pelagomonas calceolata, 2241 nucleotides long. NCBI's taxonomy places the organism in Eukaryota, Pelagophyceae, Pelagomonadales, Pelagomonadaceae. The record is from the annotation of a GenBank genome assembly.